GCGUCGAUGAAAUAGGUCGGACUUGCGACGCGCAUGCGAUGCGCGCGGCCGCCGGCAGCGAAUUCUCGGGCUCCGCGCCCGCUGCCCUCGCGGCCCAGCAGUCCGCACCCGCGGGCCCUAACGUCCCGGCCGGACUGAGCACCCAAGACGCCCCAGCGGGAGGGACCCGGAGGAGAAGGGCAGCCUCCCCUUUCGGUCCUGUCCGAUAUUAGCUUCCCAGAACGCUCUGGAAGAGACAGAACGGGAGAGCUGGAAACAGAGCCGAGAGAAAGGAAGAACUCCAUGCGAUUUUCCUCAUCUAAAAACCGCAUGAAGAUGAAAUCGGGGUUCGGUCGCGGGUGACGAAGAUACGGUUUCUGGUAGUUUUUGAAUGAGGUCUUCCAGGUGUGGGGGAAACUAGAGAAAGCAGCUACAGCUGAGAAUCACACACUCCCAGGAACUGCACUUCAGCCAGACACCUCUGGACCUUCCUCUACCUCCUCACAGCACCAUCUCCCCCUACUUGCUAUAUCCUUCCUCCAACCAAAUGAGUAACCAGGGUCCUCAUGGCUGAGGAGGAACUCCUCAAGGGGGCACAUUGUACCUUUAGAGGAAAGCCUGGCCAUUGUGGAGACCCAGACACACAUCUCUUCCAUCUUUCCUUUUAAAGGAAGCAGUAAGAGGUUCUUCAUGAGAAAAUGCUCCAACUAAAAGCUGGAAUGCAGCGACCCCUAGAAAAGGGACCUGCUGAGAGGAGAGUGGAUGGGCAGCAGACUCAGCCCGAGGAGGCAGGAUCCUCCUCUGUGUCCCACAGCGGGAAAUACCGUUCCUUGAUCCAGGAUCAGGCUCGAGAGUUGACCCACCUAAGGCAAAAGAUGAGGAUGGGGAGAGCUUUCUCUUCCCUUCUCAUCCAGCAUGUCAGGAAUACGGUGAAAACCUUUGAGGAGCUCCUUAGCAGCAAUAAAGUUGACCGCUACAUGGAACAGCACUUCCGUGAGCAGCUGACCAAGGGGAGCCUGCUGGCAGAGAGCCUUGCCAGCAAAUUCAGCACAGAUGACUGUACAAGUGAGAAGAAUCAAGCAAGACAGAUGCUGCGAACCCUCAGUAUCUUAAGGGAGAAGCAUAUGAAGGGUAAAGUGACGGAAGUCCUAAGGACCAUGCAGGAGGCCCAGCCCCAGACUCUGCCCCAGAUACACUCCAGCAACCGUGGCCAGUCUGCUGCCCAUCCGUCCUCCAGCAGCACCUCCCUGCUUCACGAAGAGCCAGAAGCAUUCCCUUCAGUGGAUGUGACCGAUGUCAGCCGGGCCACUCCUGCUGAUUCAGCUUCGUUGCUCAGCAACCAUCCAGAUGCCAGAUCUGCCCAGCCCUCCUACCCUCCAAGCGGCGCCACACAACUGAGCAGGAUGCCAGACCCAGGGCACCGGGGGAGCAGUGGCCCACGGGACGAGAUGCAGCCUCAGAAAAUGAAUGCGUCUGGGCAUCUAUCCUCCUUCUCCUCUUUGUACCGGCCCAACUCCAAGCCCUCUGGGGCUGACCUACUGGAAAAGAAUCUUGUGGAGAUCCAGAACCUGCGCCAGCGCCUGGAGGAGUCCAUCUGCUUCAAUGACCGCCUGCAGGAGAAGCUGGAACACGUGCUCAGCAGUGCUGACCAAGGAAAAAAUAACCAGGGAGUCACUAGCUGCGAACUGGAUCCCUGCUUAGCGCUCUCUCCCUCCCUUUCCCACUUCCAGCUGAAUGCACGACACAGUCUGCUCCAGGUGUCCCCCUGGCAACCCCUCAUCCUUACUCUCAGAGUCACUCUUCCGGCUCUGCCUAGGAUGUCUUGUGACAUGAUGUCUGGAUGGUCUAGAAGAAUAUUCUUCAGAACUUUUCCAGCCCUAUUCAACAGCAUUCUUGGCUGUGAACUUGGAGGCAUUGACAUCGACCUUUAAAUGAAUGGAUCAAAUUAGUAAAUUCUUAUUUAAAAAUUAUUGUCUAUAGGUAUUGAAUACAAAGAGUCAAAUUUGUGAGGAAAGGC
Lutra lutra (Eurasian river otter) is the source of this 1996-nucleotide messenger RNA. RefSeq names its product myomegalin-like. The record is from RefSeq and is a predicted model, not a curated record. The transcript is spliced from 11 exons. NCBI's taxonomy places the organism in Eukaryota, Metazoa, Chordata, Mammalia, Carnivora, Mustelidae. The coding region runs from base 678 to 1910 and encodes 410 amino acids.